AUGAUACCAGACGAGGACGAAAGACCCGGCAAACGCUUUGAGUGUGUACAGUGGCGUAUAACGGAUCCGAUGAAGCUGCUCGUUCACAGGAAGAACCUGACGAAAGAUUCCCACGAGUCACGACGAAUACUCAGAGAAGAAAAUGACUUUACAUCAGACGGCGAAGAGAGCGGUGGUGGAGGAGGAGGUGGCGAGGAAGCCGUGGAUCUCACAGCGACGAGAUCUCAUCAGGGCGACGAUGAUCCUAUGGAAGAGGAUGAGGAAGAAGGGAUCGAUGAGCAAGACGAGCAGGACGAGGACGAGGAAGGCUCGCGCAAACAGAUUCAUCAUCGGCAAGAUGCGGAGAACAAUAAUAACUUUGUGGAGAGCGGCUUACCUACCGCUAUAUUCCCACCUGCUGGGACUAGUCACGUCACCCUCGAAGCCCUUCAGAAUACAAAAGUGGCGGUCGCCCAGUUCGCUGCCACUGCCCUCACUGGGGCGGACAGCGAAGCGGCGCUACAAGACUUGGCAUUUCUGGAAAACACGCUGUGCACCCUUCAGAAUCAACAGGUAUUGCAAUUACAGCUGAUUCGACAACUUCAGCAGCAAUUGUUGAUCACCCACGGGCAAUCGGUGAUACAAUCGUCGGCGACGGAGCCAGCUGAUAGCAAAGAGGCCUCGUCGUCUCCUAUUAUUCAUCCGAAACCGCUGUCGAGUCUCGCGUCACCUCCUUCUUCUCGUCCACCGAGUCAUCAUCAGCAAACAUCACCUGCGCCGCUGACGCCGAAUCUGCUUCAGGAACGGCCAACUUCGACGAGCAGCGCCUCUCCUUUGAAUCUACCCCUAUCGUCGUCCAGCGCGACGUCCACCGCCAUCACGACCACCAGCAGCCACAUGCCGAUGCCACAUCAAAUGCCGCCGCUUUGCUCGAUAAGCGCUUCCCUUCCAACAAUUUGGCGGACGAGCUCGCGUUUAGAGGCAAGGGCUCGCGACUAUCUCCUUACGAUUCAAAAUCGAGCGGUGGUCGCGGCGAGCCCUUCUUCAAGCAUCGAUGUCGCUUCUGUGGCAAAGUCUUCGGUAGCGACUCGGCGCUACAAAUCCACAUACGAUCCCACACAGCAAAUCGCUUCCGGGCAGAGGCCGAUGCCGUCCCCGCCGCCGCCGCCACCGCCAUCCUCUCAUCACCCCCCGUUUCAUCCGGCAACGACGCACGGUUUCCUCCCACCACAACCGCCCAUACCGUUGAGUCUCUCCUUAUCCAGUAUGACACCUCUUUACCGAUCUCCAGUUAUUAAUCACCGGGACGAUCAAGAUGUGCCGGAGAAUCUUAGUAAACCCAUAAUUACCGCUCCACAGACAUCUCCCACCUCUCCCGCUGCCAUACUGAAUUCUCGUCAUUCCUUUCACGACAAUCUCCAUCAACAACAUCAAAAGCAGCAACUUGAGCAGAGGGAAGAGAUAAAACUCGAACAGAGAUCGCCCGGGCAGGAGCAGUACCAACAGCGACCGAUGAGCCGGGAAGGCACCGAGCGAAUAACGCCGAAGAGAGAACCCGAGGAAGCGGAAGAGAUCGCUGAGGAAGAGAGCGAGGAUUUCGAGGAAACCACGAGACGAUACCUCAAUUCACCCCAAUCCGCGAAUCCACCGUCCCAGCCGCAAACGUACGACGAUUGUAGUAUGGACAGCAAGAUCAGUGGACGUUUAGAGGGCGACGGAGAGAUGGAAGUAGACGAGGAAACGGAAGAGCAACCUGAAAACCUUUCCGGCAGAGGUACGAUCAAUCGUUUGCCUCAACAAAUCGUGGCGUAUCCAGGAGCGUCACCGGCCAGUAGUAGCGCAAGUAGCGGCAGCCUGCAGACAUCUUUCGCCGGAAUCUUGUUCCCUGGCCCGCCGACUCAUCAUCAAAUUUCUCACCUUCCUGUUUCUACUCAGGCAGGACCAAUUAUGACGUCCGGAAACGAAAUGAUCGAUCCAGCCAAGGAUCCAGCGAUUUAUUCGUCCCUACUACCGCGGCCCGGCAGUAACGACAAUUCCUGGGAGAGCUUGAUCGAAAUAACGAAAACUUCGGAGACGUCCAAGCUGCAGCAACUAGUCGACAAUAUCGAGCACAAGCUGAGCGAUCCUAAUCAGUGCAUCGUGUGCCACAGGGUGCUCUCGUGCAAGAGCGCGUUGCUGAUGCAUUAUCGCACUCAUACCGGUGAGCGUCCUUUCAAGUGUAAAAUUUGCGGUCGCGCCUUCACGACGAAGGGCAAUCUAAAAACCCACAUGGGAGUGCACAGAGCUAAGCCACCGCUGAGAGUGUUGCAUCAAUGUCCCGUGUGUCACAAGAAAUUCACGAACGCCCUCGUAUUGCAGCAGCACAUACGCCUUCACACCGGGGAGCCCACCGACCUCAGUCCAGAACAGAUCCAAGCUGCAGAAGUGAACGAGUUCCCGCCCGGUUACCAUCCGCUGGCGUCCUUCCUCCCGCAAGGAUUCCCGCCGAUACAUACGACCAGUGCAGGCUUCUCCUUAGGAUUCCCUCCAUCCAGGCAAUCGGCCAUCGAGCAACAAUCGCAAGAAAGCGACGAAGCGAAAGAGGAGUCUCAGCACCAACGGCAGAGAUUUAUGGAGGAGCAUAGCGAGGAGAUGGAAGAUCAGGAUGACGAAGAGCAAGAUCACAGAGAGCACGACGAGAGGUGCGAAUUGAACCGCGAUAGUCGUAGCGUCGAAGUUGAAGACGAGCAGGACCACGAUAGUCAAGAUACGACCGAGCACAAGGACGUGACGCUUCCUAUAUUUUCGACUUCGUUGGCGGCGCUCGAGAAUCAAGUGAGGACCAUCACGACGACGGCCACGACCACGAACGUGGCCAGGUCGCCAUCCUUUCACCGAUAUAACGGUAGCGAGAAGAGCACUAGCCCGCCGACCUCCGGAGCCCCACUCGACCUGACGCCCCGUGCUUCGUCCACGCCAGCCUCGGUGGCUUCGGCAUCGCCGACACCUCCACCCCAAACCACGCCGCAUCAUCCACCGAAUCCUUUCGGCAUGUUCGCGGGACUACUGCAAGCAGUUUCGUCCGCUCCUACCACCAGCACGAUAGGCACGCCAAACAUAAACAGCGUCACCUCGAUGAGCGCCGUCAACCCGGGAAGCGGGCCCGGCAGCGGACCGCUAGCCUCGCUGACCACCUCGGCGGUACUAGCCGCGUCAUCGACUUACAAUCCGCUCGGCCUAGCUGUCGGUGGCCCAGCAGUACGUGGCAACACCACAUGUAAAUUCUGCUACAAGACAUUCGCGUGCCAAUCUGCAUUGGAGAUUCAUUACCGGAGUCAUACGAAGGAGCGACCUUUCAAAUGCACCAUAUGCGACCGAGGUUUUUCCACGAAGAACGACGAUUCCGGUCAGCCAGUAUGUUCCUGCGCGGACCAACCCUUCGCCGCGAAGGGUCCGAUCCUCCCACAACCCAAUCCCCAAUAUCGCUCGUACCCGGUGAGACCGGUCGCCGGAAAUAGUGAGAAACCGAAACGCAGGCGGCGGCGGCCUGAGGAGCGGAAGAACCGGGGGCGGACAGGAGCAGGAGGGGGGCGAAGGCUGACGUCUGUUUAUCCUGCCGUCCGCCUGCCCCCGCUGAUGCCACCCGCCCUCGGACUUCUACCCUCGGACCACGUCUUCCUGGGUAAUAUGAAGCAGCAUAUGUUGACUCACAAGAUUCGCGAUAUGCCGCCACAUCUGUUCAGCGACCCCAAGCAUCAGCAGCAGCAGCAACAGCAGCAGCAACCGCAGCAGCAACCACAGCCGCAGCAGCAGCCGCCGCCGCAGCAGCAGCAACAACAGCAACAGCAGCAGGAUCAGGAGACUUCCAGAAGUCCGAUGUGCGUCGACGAUUCGAGCCUACCACCCCCGCCCCCGCCACCUCCACCACCCCCGCCGAUGCCACCGACGUCCAUCGAGUCUACGAUACCGGUGAAGAGGUCGCCGGAAGGAGACCUGCCGGCACCGAAAAGACCAGCCAGCCUGCUGAGCAAGCAUUUGUGCCAGAUUUGCAAUAAGAAUUUCUCCUCGUCCUCGGCGCUCCAGAUUCAUAUGAGAACUCACACUGGCGACAAGCCGUUCCGAUGCACCGUCUGCCAGAAGGCGUUCACCACCAAAGGCAACCUCAAGGUGCACAUGGGCACUCACAUGUUCACCAAUGGAACGUCACGUCGAGGUCGACGGAUGUCGUUGGAUAUACCACCCCUGCCAAUCACGCCCAAGGACUCGGAGUUUCUGCAACGGCGACCGGACCUCUUUUACCCGUAUCUUCCCGCGCCAUUCCUUAACGGCGUCCAGCAGAAGCUGAACGAGAUCUCGGUGAUUCAAAGUAGCAACGGAUUGCCGUCCCAUUCCUUGAGCGCGGGCAAAUACGCGGCGAGCCUGUUCGGCUCGGUGUACGGCGCCGGCGGGGGCGGCUUCUCCCUGGACAAGCAACCGAUGGGGCCGACCAGUAACGGGCCUCUGGACGGCAAGUCCGCGAUACCCUCGGGAUCCAUGCUCUUCCAGACGCCGUCGCCCUCGCACUCGCCCGGCGCGUCGUCCAACGGCGGUAAUCAGACGUCCGCCAGCGUGUCCUGGACCGGCGACACUCUUCAGCAUCACUUCGACCGGGAGACGGCGAGUAGAGCCGAGAACGACGCCACACCGCCCACGGCAGCGCGGCUGCCGCCGCCACCAACGAGGGGAGAGGGGUUGGCCGCGUGAGACUUGACGGAUACAUAUCUCUCCAUCUAACUGCACGAAAGGCGCGAUCGUCCGCUCGUAGCGGCCGCGUCUCCGCCGCGCGUAAGAGGCUGAUAAUAUAAUAUCGAUACGAUUCUCUCAGACUGAAUUAGUUUAGAAGAGGCGAAGAGAAGAGUCGCGGCGAAUGCUGAUAGCGGGUAGACCUCGACCCCGCUGGCCCUCCGUCCCAAUCGGCGAAGGUCUCACCAUCGGCUCCCAUCCGGUCUCGUGGGAUUCAUCAAGGACUGGGAAGAGUUUUUGUGGCGCGCGAUGACGCGUCGCCCAAAGGCGAUUCCCGACCGGAGCAGUUUACGACACGACAUGAUUUUUUUCCCCUGCUGUACCCGUGCAUUUCAAGGAAGACAAUCCUCGGGACUGAAAGCGAUCGUCCAGUUUCUCACGUCGCGAGAGAGCACGAUCGGAACGAUCACCGGGACAAUCGCGCGACCGAGCGUAGCUCGUUGGUGAUCCAGUUGCUUUUUGGCAUUUCUCUACGUACGAGUGACGACAUAUCCCUCCUCUUCUCCUCUCUCUCUCUCUUUCUCUCUCUCUUUGUCUCUUUCGCCCCCUUUUCCUCGUCCCUUUCCCACACGCCCGGUAGUGGUUUUCAAUGUCUGCGAGCGAAGACACCAUGUUCCUAUUAUCGCGCUAGUCUUAAUAUGCGUAAAAGGGGGUCGGUAGAUUCCAUCGAUCCGUCGACGGCUUCCGAGUAGGCUAGGACACCGGGAGUUUCGACCUCGGUUCGAAAACUCUCGACGAGGCUCGAUCGCGUCACCGCCGCCGUCGCCGCUGCCGCUGCACGCGUUCAUCGUUUAUUCAAGCCGAGCUUCCGCGAUGCGGGCGGCCGGUGACGACGGGACGUUCCACUUAAAAUAUUGAUCCCGCGCACGAUCGAGCCUCGUAGAAACGUGCAUCCACGGUAUAUCCACGUACGAAUUCGCGAAUCCCUCGCACGGGAGUCCCCGCGCGGUGACGCGACGCCUAGACUGAGCUCGGGCUCGCGGGGGUAGGCGAGCGCAGGCCGCAAGACAUGUGGCGUCGCGUCCUUACGGGCGACCCCGACACAGUUCGACCGUCCAUUCGCGACAGCGGUGGUCACCUCUCCGGGUUAUCUAAAAGGCUACGUUAUAAAUACUUAUAUACAUAACGAUAAA
Molecule: messenger RNA, 5873 nt
Organism: Vollenhovia emeryi
Lineage: Eukaryota; Metazoa; Arthropoda; Insecta; Hymenoptera; Formicidae
Gene: salm
Product: homeotic protein spalt-major-like
Exons: 10
Coding region: 1-4701 (1566 amino acids)
Biological process (GO): regulation of transcription by RNA polymerase II
Cellular component (GO): nucleus
Molecular function (GO): DNA-binding transcription factor activity, RNA polymerase II-specific; RNA polymerase II cis-regulatory region sequence-specific DNA binding
Source: RefSeq, a predicted model, not a curated record